Cylicocyclus nassatus is the source of this 2004-nucleotide messenger RNA. The record is from the annotation of a GenBank genome assembly. NCBI's taxonomy places the organism in Eukaryota, Metazoa, Nematoda, Chromadorea, Rhabditida, Strongylidae.
AUGAGUAAUUUAGCGGCAGCGCAUCUGUCGCUUCGCGGCUUUACACUCAUCACGUCUCGACCUACUCGACUCGUCGAUCUGUCUGGUCCACAAUAUCCGAUUCGCUCACAUGCUCCAAUAGUAGUUUCAGACGUUCAGCCAAGACAGCAGCGAGACGACGGCGCUCCAGCGAAGAUGUACGAAGACAUCAAACCAAACACGCUUGAGUUCUUCAACUCAAGAAGUCGAGUAAAACAUCUUGAUGCGGAGGAGAAAAUCGUCUUCUUAUUUGAUUACUCAACAGCACCCAGCAAACCUGCCCUAGACGGAACAAAUGGACCAUUGAUAUUUUCCAGUAAAGAAGUGAUCGAUUGGAGAGUGCUUCGUGAUUUGAAAAGAGCGAAUAAAUGGGGUGUAAUGCGACAUCCGAUGGUGCUGAAUUUUGUUAACGAACGCUUACUCGACUGUGCCUUCUUCUACACGCUUCAUGUCCUAGCUUUCGCCAUCUUUCUGCUGUUGUUGUCGUCGCACAUCUUUUCGCACACAACGGCUAAAGACAUCGCAGUGACGGCGUUUAUAGCUGUGUUUCUGUUCUUUAUGCUGCUGAAAGGCGCGAUCAAAGCGCGCAUCUCACAUUCGAUCUCGUUUUGGUUCAUUAUCGCUUACGCUUUCAAUAUUGCUACAUAUGCUGCCACUUUUCUCUAUGUUUGGCUACCGACCAUAUUCAGCUAUGAUGAUUAUCAUCAGGAACAAAAGCAAAUUGUGCUCUGGUUUUUGCCCAUUGUUGCAAUCAUCUCGGCUUGGGUGAACUUCCUGUACAUCUUGCGCAAAUCACCCUAUGGAAUUUAUAUCUUCAUGAUGUGCCGAAUUCUAAAAUCGUUCGGACAUAUUGCCACCAUCUGGAUUCCCACGUUGAUCGCGUUUUCGUUCGCGUUCCAUCUCAUCAUGAGGGAUUCGGGUACGGAACCGUGGGAAAGCUUCGACAAAGUCGAGAACGCUACGGUAUUACAAAAGCUCUUUGUGAUUUUACAGUCGGUAACGAAAACAUCUACAAUGAUGAUAGGAGAAGUGGAUGCGAAUGAUAUCUUAGGUACCAGGCAAUGGAUUCCAAGCAUACUUGUGCUAGUUUUCGAGAUCGUUACUGUCAUCCUGCUGAUGAACCUUAUGGUUUCGCUCGCAGUGGGAGACGUAAGCGAUCUACGAAACUCGGCACAGGACAAACUAUUGAAAAUCAAGGUAAACUUCGUCAUUGAAGCCCUUCAAUUGAGUGAGCAGUACACAAUGAAUGGAAUACCGUUCGAACCACUUCACAAGCGAAUAACCAACAAUGUACUGGUGAUUCACAGUGACGGUAGCUACUUCACCAGAUAUGACGUAUCGCUUCGUUUCGGUGGUGAGAGACACGAGCUGAUAACUGCACGAACUGUUCAUGGUGACAAAGACAGGGCAUACCAACUCUCAUUCCUCGAACCUGGCAUGCGCGUUCGGAUACAUCCUUUGAGAGGACGACCACAUUCGGUGUUUUUCAAUAGCUGCUCGAUGAAACUGAUUGAAACUGUUGACUCAGGGAUUCCCGAACUUGAACCCGAUCCGGACAAUUAUGAGGACUACGACACCUUUGCCCGACGCUAUGCCAAAUGGGUAAUCGGACUUGACUGGACGGGCUAUAUAGACAUAGGAAAGAAGCACCGCUUUGGGAAGCUGUUUUCCACAAACGACAUCAGCUGAACGGAAAAGACACAAAAACACGUGGCACCACACAGGAGUUUACAUAGCAUAGAUUAGACAGUUUUUCCCCUACAAUAGGAACCUCCCCUUAUACAUCACCUUAAAAAACAAAAUUCACUUACGCAAUUCUAGCCAGAAAUACGCUUACCUUCCCCAUUGUUAUCUCAUGGUUAUCUAUUCACUUAUAUCAUUGCAGAAGUGAUAAAGAUGAUAUUCCAAAAGAGUAGGUUUGGAGAACCUAUCGAAUCGUGUCGCGAUCAAACGCUUGUAAUUUUCGUACAGAGUAUCACAGCGAAU